AUGUUGCUUGUUAUUGGAGAUUUGAACGCCAAAGUAGGGACAGACAAUACCAACUACGAGAGAGCUAUGGGCGUGUAUGGCUGUGGCACAAUGAACAACAACGGCGAACGACUUGCAGAUUUUUGUCUCAACAAUGACCUUGAAAUUGGAGGUACUAUAUUCCCCCACAAGAACAUCCACAAACUCACUUGGAGGUCACCAGAUGGAAGAACACUCAACCAGAUUGACCAUAUCAUCAUUAAUGGAAAAUGGCGACGAUCCCUUUUAAAUGUUAGAGUGUAUCGAGGAGCCGAUGCAUCGAGUGACCACAACCUAGUUGUAACAUCAGUGAAACUGAAACUUCGCAAGGUAAAGAAGCAAUUCCAGCAGAGGAAUCAACUUGAUGCCGUCAAGCUUAAGUGUUCCAAGAUUCAAAAGCAGUUUGUUCUAGAGGUAAAGAACCGCUUUCAGGCACUUGCCGACAAUGCUGAAGACACCCCGGUUGAAACCAGAUGGAACAAGAUCAAAUCUGUGUAUAACGAGGCUGCAGUCAACAUAAUAGGCUACAAGAAGAAGAACAGCAAGCAAUGGUUAUCACCUGAGACAUGGAAGAAGAUAGACGAACGAAAAUAA
This is a messenger RNA of Nematostella vectensis (starlet sea anemone), 612 nucleotides long. RefSeq names its product craniofacial development protein 2-like. The record is from RefSeq and is a predicted model, not a curated record. The transcript has a single exon. Lineage: Eukaryota; Metazoa; Cnidaria; Anthozoa; Actiniaria; Edwardsiidae. Bases 1 to 612 code for a protein of 203 amino acids.